Messenger RNA from Lemur catta (Ring-tailed lemur), 1571 nucleotides. RefSeq names its product UDP-GlcNAc:betaGal beta-1,3-N-acetylglucosaminyltransferase 6 (gene B3GNT6). Gene Ontology annotation, molecular function: hexosyltransferase activity. The record is from RefSeq and is a predicted model, not a curated record. The transcript has 2 exons. Gene Ontology annotation, cellular component: membrane. Bases 294 to 1433 code for a protein of 379 amino acids. Lineage: Eukaryota; Metazoa; Chordata; Mammalia; Primates; Lemuridae.
UACAACAUUACAUUGAAGACAUCCUCCUCCAAGAAGAUUCCUUUGAUACAUGCAUUAAGGACAUGUGAGCUGAAUCUUAAAGUGUAAACAGGCAGUCACUGUUGGCUAAGGAAGCUUGCACCUGCCCUCCUACUCUUCACCCCACCCCUAAGGAUGUCAUGGAUUGGUCAGAUGCAAGAAUAUUGAACUAAGCCACAGUCCUGGGUGUGGAACCUCAGUGUGUGAAACAAAGAGGUUAGAGGUUGGUCCCAGUCUGGGGAUGGCUCCUGUUUCUUCUGUCUCAGGCACUUGAGAUGGCUUUUCCCUACCGCAGGUCCAUAAACCUCAAGACUCUGGCCUGCCUUCUGGUGGGCAUGAGCUUCUUGGCACUGCAGCAGUGGCUCCUCCAAGCCCCGAGGUCCCAGCAGCAGGAGGAGAGGCGGGACGGCCCUACCGGUGCGCCCGCGGCCGCCACGCAGCCCGUGGUGCUCUACCCGGGACCCCAGUGUGCAGCCAACACCUCGGCGAACGCCGUGGCCGACUUCCAGCGGCUGCCCGCGCGGAUCCAAGACUUCCUGCGCUACCGCCACUGCCGCCACUUCCCGCUGCUCUGGGACGCGCCGGCCAAGUGCGCGGGCGGCCGCGGCGUCUUCCUGCUGCUGGCCGUGAAGUCGUCGCCCGCGCACUACGAGCGACGCGAGCUCAUCCGGCGCACGUGGGGGCAGGAGCGCAGCUACGGCGGGCGGCCCGUGCGCCGCCUCUUCCUGCUGGGCACCGCGGCGCCCGAGGACGCGGCGCGCGCCGAGCGGCUGGCGGCGCUGGUGGGGCUGGAGGCGCGCGAGCACGGCGACGUGCUGCAGUGGGCCUUCGCCGACACCUUCCUCAACCUCACGCUCAAGCACGUGCUCCUGCUCGACUGGCUGGCGGCGCGCUGCCCGCACGCGCGCUUCCUGCUCAGCGGCGACGACGACGUCUUCGUGCACACCGCCAACGUGGUCGGCUUCCUGCAGGCGCAGCCGCCCGACCGCCACCUCUUCACCGGGCAGCUCAUGCACGGCUCCGUGCCCAUCCGUGACAGCCGGAGCAAGUACUUCGUGCCGCCGCAGCUCUUCCCGGGACGGGCCUACCCGGUGUACUGCAGCGGGGGCGGCUUCCUCCUGUCCAGCGCCACGGCCCGCGCCCUGCGCACGGCCUCCCAGCACACGCCGCUCUUCCCCAUCGACGACGCCUACAUGGGCAUGUGUCUGGAGCGCGCCGGCCUGGCGCCCAGCGGCCACGAAGGCAUCCGGCCCUUCGGCGUGCAGCUGCCCGGCGCCCAGCAGCCCUCCUUCGACCCCUGCAUGUACCGCGACCUGCUGCUUGUGCACCGCUUCGCGCCCUACGAGAUGCUGCUCAUGUGGAAGGCGCUGCACAACCCCGCACUGAGCUGUGGCCAGAGACACAGGGUCUCCUGAGGCCGGGUGGGCUGCUGGGUGGAUGAGCGGCCUCAGCCCCCAGGCCGCACCACGUGAGGGUUUCCGUGCUGAGAACGCCUCUGUCCUGCUCUGGGUACCUUCUGUCCUGCCACCCAGCUAUGUGCAUCUGAACCCUGG